This is a messenger RNA of Aspergillus terreus NIH2624, 663 nucleotides long. Its product is annotated as class I SAM-dependent methyltransferase. Bases 1 to 663 code for a protein of 220 amino acids. The record is from RefSeq and is a predicted model, not a curated record. Gene Ontology annotation, molecular function: methyltransferase activity. The transcript has a single exon. NCBI's taxonomy places the organism in Eukaryota, Fungi, Ascomycota, Eurotiomycetes, Eurotiales, Aspergillaceae.
AUGGACAGCAUCCAAAUCAAAGAAAACACCAAGAAAGCCUACGACAAUAUCGCCCCUACCUAUCUACAAUGGACCCAAAACCCCUUCUCCCAACGCAUGUCGUACCUUAAGCUCCUCGCUCCCCAUCUCACCGAACGCAAAGAGACCCACGAAAAGGCACGCGUUCUGGAACUAGGCUGUGGGCCCGGUGUCCCCGUCACCGAGUACCUCGCAUCGCUGGGCACAGUCCAGAUCACCGCCAACGACAUCUCCAGCGCACAGAUAGAUCUGGCAAGAGCCCAUCUACCGCCGUCCGUGCGUCUGAUCCAGGGCGACAUGAUGGACCUGCAGUUCGAGCCGGAAGAGUUCGACGCAGUCCUCGCUAUGUAUUCCGUCAUUCAUCUUCCACGAGAAGAGCAGACCACAAUGCUUGGGCGGAUCUUUGGCUGGCUCAAGCCCGGCGGCCUGGCAUUAAUCAAUUUCUCGGCUGGGGAGAUCGUCGCUUCGAGCGAUCCGUCAUGGCUCGGUGCAACCGAGGGCUCGGUGUUCUGGAGCGGAUGGGGAGAGCACCGGACAAGGGAAAUCCUCCGGGAGAUGGGGUUCGAGUUGAUUCAAGAUGAUGUUGUUGUUGAUCCGGAAGAUGGGGGCGCUUUUCUGUGGGUUCUGGCGAAAAAGGUGGCAUAA